Molecule: messenger RNA, 1617 nt
Organism: Eremothecium cymbalariae DBVPG#7215
Lineage: Eukaryota; Fungi; Ascomycota; Saccharomycetes; Saccharomycetales; Saccharomycetaceae
Product: nucleobase cation symporter-1 family protein
Exons: 1
Coding region: 1-1617 (538 amino acids)
Biological process (GO): nucleobase transport; transmembrane transport
Cellular component (GO): plasma membrane
Molecular function (GO): nucleobase transmembrane transporter activity
Source: RefSeq, a predicted model, not a curated record
AUGUCUAUAUUCUCAAAGAUUGAUGGGCUACUAAAGCUCGAGGAAUCCGAUGAUAUGAAGAACAGGGACAUAGUUCCCAUGCCUUUGUCCAGACGUAGGUGGGGAAUUAUCAGUUACAUAUCUUACUGGAGCAUUAUGUGCUUGUGUAUGAGUGUAUGGACAGGCGCUGUCUCUUUAUAUGCUGCUGGUUUGAAUGGCGCUCAUAUAAUGGGGAUAGUUAUUAUUGGAAAUGCGUUUAUUUCUUUGAUCGCCAUUUUGAAUAGUUUCUAUGGUUCUCAAUAUCAUAUUGGUUAUUCAGUAUACCAGCGUGUCGUUUUCGGUAUAUAUGGUUCAUACUUUGGUGUUUUGAUGAGAAGUUUGCUGUCUGUUGUUUGGUUUGCACUUCAGGCAUGGAUAGGUGGAUCGUGUGUCACUUUGCUUAUUUCUACAUGGAGUAAGAAGUAUUCGGAGAUUGCACAAUUUGGUCCAAAUGUACCAUUUACCCCUCAAGAGUUGAUAGGUUUAAUAGUAUUUUUGGCAUUGAAUUUUCCGAUACUUUUCAUAAAGCCUGAAUAUUUUGAUCUUCUACUUACCUCAUCAUCGCUGCUUACUCUGGGGGCAUGCGUUGGGUUGUUCAUAUGGGUUCUACGUCUAAAUAAUGGUCAUGUAGGAAGUCUAAUAACCAAGCCCGUUGUUUUGUCAUCUUCAGAUCUUGGAUGGAUGUGGAUUUACGGUAUAGGUUCAUGGUACUCAAGUGUUAUUGCUGCUCUUUCUAAUCAGGCGGAUUAUUCGAGAUUUAACAAGAGACCUGUUGAUUCUAUACUGGGAACAAUAAUUGGCGUUAAUCUCACUGGGUUCAUUGUACCACUGCUUGCUGUCAUAACUAAUAGUGCUUUCAAAGAAUUGUAUCCUGACGAAGACCUACAAACGCCGGCUGAUAUAUAUAAGUUGCUAUUGAUAGAUCACUACACACCUAAGGUAAGGGCUGCCUGUUGUUUUGCUGCAGUUUGUUUAAUUGUUUCUCAACUGGCUAUAUCUACUGUUGCUAAUGCUAUUCCAGGAGGAAUGGAUCUGUCUACGUUGUUUCCCAAGUACAUUAAUACAAAAAGGGGCGCAAUUGUCGUAUUUUUACUGCUCUGGCCAGCUCAGCCUUGGACAUACCUUCAAUCAGGUAAUACAUUCAUUGCCGUUAUGAACUCUUUCUCGAUUUUUAUUAGUCCAAUGGUUGCGAUUUAUAUGUGCGAAUAUUAUGUCGUUCGUAAAAGAAUUAUAAAAUUAUCCGACUGUUACUUGCACACUGCUGAAAGUACUUAUUGGUACACUAUGGGAUUAAAUAUUAAGGCUUUUAUCUGCUUUCUACUAGGAACUGCCCCUGGGUUGCCAGGUUUGAUCCAUUCUGCCAAUGAUUCUGUUGAAGUCGGUGACAGUAUUUAUUAUUUCUAUGGUUCUUUUAUAUUCCAGUUUACAAGCACCUUCUUGCUCUACUGGAUUGCGAACCUAAUAUAUCCAAGCGAGGUUGGUUCCAGAGAUGAUACAGAUUACUUUAAUACAUUUACUGAUGACGAGCUGGCUCAGUGGAACAUUGCAGGCUUUUCAGAUUAUGACAUGCUUUCUAUGGACCUACUAAAGCAGGAAUGA